AUGGCCCACCCCUAUGAACCCUGGUUACGGACAGCACCCCCUGGUGGCAGCUCAGACGAGAUGAACGUUCCCUCAUGGUGGGACCUCCACACCGGGCCAGGGAGCUGGAUGGACCUGCAGGCGGGCCAGGGUGUGGGCUUACAGGCAGUUGGUCAGAGCUCCAUGGGGCUGCAGUCCUCCCUGGGACCUUACGGCUCCGAGCCCCAGCUGUGUACUCCUGCUCAGUUAGCCCAGCUGGCCCCAGCCUCACACUCAGCUCACUCUCACCUCUACCCCCAGGAUGGCUUCAAGAUGGAGCCGCUGGGAGGACCUGAGCUCCUGCAGCCGGAGUCAUACUCCCUGGAGGAGCCACAGGAGGGUGCCACCUCGGUCCGGCCCAAGCCCCAGCGCCGCUCUGCCUCCAGGGGCUCGGGCCAGUCUGUGUGCCGGUGCCCCAACUGUGUCCACGCCGAGCAGAUGGGCCAGAGCACCGAUGAUGACCGGAGGAAACACAUGCACAACUGCCACAUCCCGGGCUGCGGCAAGGCCUACGCCAAGACCUCCCACCUGAAGGCCCACCUGCGCUGGCACAGCGGGGACCGGCCCUUCGUCUGCAACUGGCUCUUCUGCGGCAAGCGCUUCACACGCUCCGACGAACUUCAGCGACACCUGCAGACGCACACCGGCGCCAAGAAGUUCAGCUGCACCAUGUGCCCCCGCGUGUUCAUGCGCAACGACCACCUGGCCAAGCACAUGCGCACGCACGAGUCUCCAUCCGGGCCAGGGGAGGAGAGGAUGUAUGGAGAGGGGGGCAGAAUGGGGAAGAGCUUUGACACGCCUUCUCCUCAGCCCUCCCACGCCACUGCAUCUGACACAGAGGCACCCCUUAAGCAGCCGAAAUGUGAGAAAGACCCCUCUGGGACAGGACAGUCCAGCUAA
This is a messenger RNA of Salvelinus namaycush (lake trout), 918 nucleotides long. Its product is annotated as transcription factor Sp6-like. The record is from RefSeq and is a predicted model, not a curated record. The transcript has a single exon. Gene Ontology annotation, biological process: regulation of transcription by RNA polymerase II. Lineage: Eukaryota; Metazoa; Chordata; Actinopteri; Salmoniformes; Salmonidae. The coding region runs from base 1 to 918 and encodes 305 amino acids. Gene Ontology annotation, molecular function: DNA-binding transcription factor activity, RNA polymerase II-specific; RNA polymerase II cis-regulatory region sequence-specific DNA binding.